This is a messenger RNA of Stereum hirsutum FP-91666 SS1, 1623 nucleotides long. RefSeq lists its product as uncharacterized. The coding region runs from base 1 to 1623 and encodes 540 amino acids. NCBI's taxonomy places the organism in Eukaryota, Fungi, Basidiomycota, Agaricomycetes, Russulales, Stereaceae. The transcript is spliced from 2 exons. The record is from RefSeq and is a predicted model, not a curated record.
AUGAUACUCAAAUCCGAGGGUGCAAGCGCGAGAGGUCACCAUCGCCUUGUUCCCGUCCAGGCUGUACGAAGAGGUCUGAGUACGGAGACAACUUUGGUGUAUGCAGUGCUUGUCAUAUACGAUACUGCGACAAGACUUGCCAGAGGAAAGAUUGGAGAGAUCACCAGUACGCUCACUCUCUUGUCUUGGACUAUCCUAGUAUCUCUGCAAAAAGUGUGCGCGACUCUCAGACCCCUUCGUCGGCCAACGACACCACGGCAGCCCAACUCCGACACAAAAGGAUCAUCUACUCGUGAAUCCCAACCUCUCCGAGCAACUCCGGAGCAUCAGACCCAUGAACCUGUCGGGGCCACUCGACUUCGAAACCUUCCUCGCUCCCGUCGUGCUCGCCUGCGUAUCGAACUUCAAGACCUUCAGGAUCGCACCCUCGCUGAGCUUGAGGUCCCUCCUCGACCUCUCCCAGAUGACAUCGUCUCCAUGAUACCAUCUUCCACCGAACUCUCAUCUGCCACUUCCGUCAUGCCUAGCAUCUCCUCCACUGGCAGUCCUCAAGCAUCGCACAUAUCCACUCACGACGCUAGCACGAACGUCCCAAAACCUACCCUCAGCCCCGCUCAAGCCACGCUCCUCACAACCUUCGUAUCCGAGCACCAAUACUCAUUCCAAACCGCUCUCUUUCUCGGCAUAUGCUGUCAAGGUGGCGAAUCGUCCUUCGACUACGAUUCGACAUUUUUCUGUUUUGAUCUUUGUAUGAGAUUGGGAGGUGCUAGUGACUUAUCACACAGGCACGAAGGAGUUGGGGAAGAAUCAGGAGUGGGGGAUCAUCAGUCGACAGCAUUCCGGUUGGCGAAGGGCGCUGUCCGUCGGGUCACCAACCCCGAGGUCACUGGCGAGGAGUCUACGCUCGCUGCUGAUGAGUUCCAUGCGUUAUCUGUGCGGAAGCCACUAUACGAUGCUCUCAAAGCGAGUAUCAAAACGCAGACAGGCGUUGAUUAUCUCCAGUUCGUUCUUGUUCUCUUUAGGCUCGACGAACAAGUCUUUGCGUGGUUUCCGUUUCCGAGGUUUAGAGGCGUCGAUCCUUAUAUGUUGAUGAACCCGAAUCGUACUCCUUCAUCUUCGCCUACGUCUUCUUACUUUCCGAUGUGUUAUCCUGACGUUGACCGGAAUGUGUGUAGCGCUUCCGCUGGGGACAAUCGGAAAGGUUUACCAUACCUAGAGGAGCUCCAGGCGUACUACGCACAAGGCAUAUGGGAUACAGGACUGAAAACGUUUAUAGACUCAGGGUGGGUCCUCCGUGCUGUCCGUGACGAUGACGAUAUUUCUCCGUCUUUACCUUCGUCUUUGUAUCAUGUGCUCGGUUCGAGUAGGGUGAAGUCGGAGACUUUGUUCUUAGGGAAGAUGAAGCUGGUACGUGGGGCUGCGGCUGAGGAGAAGAAGGAUGGUGAUGACGGAGGAGGAGGAGGAGGCAAUAGUGGGGGAGAAAGCAGUGGUGGUGGCAGUGGAACAGGAAGGAUGCGGAAGGAGUGGGUAUGGGAGAGAUUGUCGUUUCCUGAGUUGUUGAAGGGUGGUGUACCGGACUGCUGGGCAAGAGAUUGGAUGAUACACGGAGUGCAAAAAGUGUAG